Messenger RNA from Malassezia globosa CBS 7966, 1068 nucleotides. RefSeq lists its product as uncharacterized. Bases 1 to 1068 code for a protein of 355 amino acids. The transcript has a single exon. Lineage: Eukaryota; Fungi; Basidiomycota; Malasseziomycetes; Malasseziales; Malasseziaceae. The record is from RefSeq and is a predicted model, not a curated record.
AUGUCUGCCUGGAUUGAGCGCGAUGGUUUGCCAAAGGAACGAGACGCAUGGAACAGUGUGCUAGACCUGCUACGGAACGACCCGGCCUGCCUUCGCGAGGUCCGUCCCUAUACGUGGCGAGGACAUGCAUGGCCAGCGCAUAAAUACACGGAUCACGCAUUGGAUGCGUAUGAACUGAGCCGGGCAUUGAGCUUGAUGCGCGAGCGCCGAUUGGGCAUCAAAGCCAUGAGCAUCCACCAGGUGCACUGGCUGUAUGAAUACGUCUGUACAUGGCGUGCGCAGCUUCCGCAACGGACUAUGCGACCACUAAUGCUGAGCUAUCAGAGAGACAGCGUUUGUACGAUGGAGGAUGCUUGUCAUAUGGCGCAGCAAAGUAUGCGCGUGGCGUAUGAAUGGAUUGUGUACUCGGCACUCGCGGCUGCACCAUCCGAGUCGAUGUACAUGCUGCAGCGCAUGUGGGAGCAGCUGGGAGAAUGCCUUGCGUAUAUGCCACAGCCAGCGCGCGUUGCGAAUGUGCUUGUGAGUCUUACGCAUGCAACGGAGUACGUGCGAGGUGAUUUGGCUUGCUUCCUGGAGCAGACUGCUGUGAUGUCUUCACCAUGCCGAGUCUUGGCUGAUAUACGCAUUGCAUGGCUCGUACGGUUCGUAUGUAUACCGCGAUUCCUCAGUAUUCUGUCUGAAAGAGUUGACAGUGGCACGUGCUCAGACACAGAUGCCAAGUUUUUCUGUACGUUUGCUCUCAGGUUUGUCGACGAAGUGACAGACCCAAACGUGAGGGGGGCGGACGCGGUGGUUCGUGCUGCGAGUAGCAGUGGCGAAAACGACGACGAUGCCAAUCUUGAUCGCGUGCCCUUUACAUACGACUUGGCUCUGCGUGUGAUUGAGCCCACAAACGAUGGCGCUGGAACUGUAGAAGCUGCGCCAGCAGCUCUCGCUGCGUUCCGGCAGACCUUUGAAAACUUGGAGCCACUCUUUAUAGUGCUGCGCCGCGCAGCACUGCAGAUGUCGAAGCACACCUACGGUGCUGAGCUUUACCGAACCCUAUCUAUGCACAUGACAGAGGUAUGA